AUGCUUUUCCUUUAUAAACGCAUACAUACUCUUAACAUUAUUCUUAAAAAUAUAUGUAAAAGCGAAAAUCACCUUUUGCACUCCUCCUAUUUGACCAUUAAGAGAAUAGAAAAAAGAGCAUAUACAAAUAAUGUAAAAAGAAGAACAGACGAUUAUAUUUUGAAUGUACUAGAGAACUAUGGUGUUGGUUUAAACAAGAUAGGUAAUUUUAUUGUUGUUAAAGAAGAUAUGAAUUUAUUAUAUGAGAGAAUUAUAUUGAAUCCUGUGAAUUAUGAAAGAGUUAUUGAAUUUAUACAAAUGUUAGAGAAGAAUAAUUUACGUCAGGAUUUCGAUAUAUAUUAUUAUGAAGAUUGUUUAAGGAAUAUAAAAUUAAAUAGAGAUCAAAAUAAAAAAGAGAUCUUUAUAAAUAUAAAGGAAAUAUUAGAGAAGGGGAAAAAAAUAAAAAAUGAUGAAAAAAAAAAUUAUCUGGAAAAACAAAAUAUUCAAUCAUUAUAUUAUUAUAAUAUACAAAGAUAUCAACAUAAUAAAGACCCAUCAUCUUUUUUAAUAGAUAGAAGAAGAUUAACUAAAGAAGAAUAUAUAUAUCAAUUUAUAUCAAGCAUAUUACCAUAUAUAUGUUUUUCUUUCAUGUUAUUUUUCCCACAUAUAUUAAUAUGUUUAUAUAUACCAUAUAUUAAAAAGAAAAAUGAAAAACAAAAAGAAUUAUGUAAAAUUUUACAAUUAAAACAAAGUAUACAUUCUUUUAAAGAUAUAAAACCAGAAAACAUAUUACAAAUUAUUGAUAAUAAUGUAAAAACUGUAGUGUUCUUUUAUAAUCAUAAUAUAUUCCUAAAUAUGUAUAUAAAAUCAUUAAUGGUAGAUUUAUCUAAAAUUUUCAAAUAUAAUUCUAUACCCGUGAAUAUUGUGGGCAUUGAUGUGUCAAAAUAUAAUAUACAAUUUAAUGUUUUAAAAGAUUUUAAUCAUAAUUUAUUUCCUCUCCUUUAUUUUAUUUUGCCUUAUCAUUAUGACAAUGAUAGUGCUGUUUUAAAAAUUGAAGAACCAUUAACAACGGAAAAUAUUCUUUUGCAGCUCAUGGAUUUUGUGCAUAUUCCCAAAGGUACAUUCGAUCAAAUAAAGGACUUAAAUAGGAUUAGUAGUAAACUAAAAAAAUGUAUAUUUGAACAUGAUAUUAUGAACAAGAAUAAAGGAGAUAUUCUUUACGAUUAUGGUUGUGAAGUUGCACAUUUAUCUUGUUUAAAGAAUAAUAACAAAUUAUCUUUUUAUUAA
Molecule: messenger RNA, 1266 nt
Organism: Plasmodium reichenowi
Lineage: Eukaryota; Apicomplexa; Aconoidasida; Haemosporida; Plasmodiidae
Exons: 2
Coding region: 1-1266 (421 amino acids)
Source: RefSeq, a predicted model, not a curated record